This is a messenger RNA of Myxocyprinus asiaticus (Chinese sucker), 1767 nucleotides long. It is a transcript of the gene pwp1, whose product is annotated as PWP1 homolog, endonuclein. Gene Ontology annotation, molecular function: protein binding. Lineage: Eukaryota; Metazoa; Chordata; Actinopteri; Cypriniformes; Catostomidae. Gene Ontology annotation, cellular component: nucleus. The record is from RefSeq and is a predicted model, not a curated record. Gene Ontology annotation, biological process: rRNA processing. The coding region runs from base 83 to 1558 and encodes 491 amino acids. The transcript has 15 exons.
GCAGCGAGCAUGAGAACUCGUGGGUGAAAUCAUCGUGUUGUAUGUUGCUUCAGUUGUGGCAUUAAAUCUGAAUAAAUAAACUAUGAGCUCUCAGAUAACUUGUGUCGGCUGGGUGAAGCGCGGGGUCGCUAAAGAAACGCCAGAUAAAGUUGAGUUGAGCAAAGAAGAGCUGCAGCGCAUCAUAUCAGAAGCCAAAGAGGAGUUGAGGGAGCGUGAUGAUGAGGAAGAGGAUGAUGAAGGUGUGAGCGGUCUGGACGCCAGUGAGGAAACAGCAGCAGCAGCUCUUUCUGCGAGUGAAGAUAUAAAAGAAGAGAAGGAUGAAAAUGAAGCAGAGGAGGAUGAUGAGCUUGCAGAGUACGGCCUCGACAGAUAUGAUGAAGAGGACAUCGCCGCAACAAAUCUUGGAGACAGUUUGGCAGGAUUGACAGUGUUUGGGACCAAUGAAGAAGAUCCUUACGUCACCAUCAAAGACACAGAUCAGUACGAGCGAGAAGAUUUUCAGAUCAAACCCUCUGAUAACUUGAUUUUAGCUGGACGGGCAGAGAAAGACUGCUGUAACCUGGAGAUAUAUGUGUAUAAUUCACAGGAAGACUCUCUUUAUGUGCAUCAUGACAUUCUGCUGCCUGCGUACCCUCUGUGUGUGGAGUGGCUGAACUUUGACCCCAACCCCGAGGAAGGACAAGGGAAUUAUGCGGCGGUUGGAAACAUGACGCCUGUGAUUGACGUCUGGGAUCUGGAUGUUGUGGAUUGUUUGGAACCGGCGUUCUCACUUGGCUGCAAGAAGAAGAAAAAGAAGAAGAAAGCAAAGAAGGCUGCUGAGUCCAUUGACGGCCAUACUGAUGCUGUACUGGAUCUGUCCUGGAACAAACUGGUCAGGAAUGUUCUGGCGAGUGCAUCUGCGGAUGAAACUGUGAUUCUGUGGGAUCUUGAGCAGGGAAAACCAGCCGCAACUCUCACAAAACACACAGAUAAGGUUCAGACACUGAAGUUUCACCCGUUUGAGGCCCAGACACUCAUCUCUGGAUCAUAUGACAAGUCUGCGAUCCUGUACGACUGCCGCAGUCCAAAUGACAGCCAUCGUGUCUGGCGCUUCAGCGGGCAAGUGGAGCGAGUGACCUGGGACCAUUUCUCUCCAUGUAACUUCCUGGUGAGCACAGAGGAUGGCUUCAUUUACUGUCUGGACGCUCGCUCUGAUAAACCCGUGUUCACACUAAGGGCUCACGAUGGAGAGGUGUCAGGGAUGGAUUUGAGCAGUCAGAUCCGUGGCUGUCUUGUCACGUCCUCCGCAGACAAACAUGUGAAAAUCUGGGAUAUACUAGGAAACAAACCAAACCUCAUCCACUCCAGAGAUAUGAAGAUGGGUGUCCUUUUCUGUGGCUCCUGCUGUCCUGAUCUUCCAUUCAUGUUUGCGUUUGGAGGACAGAGGGACGGACUGCGUGUGUGGGACAUCAGUGAUGUAGCUACCGUGGCGGAGGUUUUCGGCAGUCAGGAACGUUUGGUGGCAAACACAGUAUCUGGUGCUUCCACUAGUGGCACAUCUGAAAUGGAGGUCUCCUAGCAACCGUUUCUGACUCUGCCUCCAAAAGUGUGCAAUGGAUUCCCAGCAUAUAGACUUUGAUGGAUGGUCGGUUCAUAGCCAAUGAGACGAAAAGCGACUGUGUUUAUUAAUGGAGCAUAUUUAUGACAUCAGAUGGAGUGUUUAUCAGAUUUUUGCUGCCUUUUUUUUCCUGUAUGAGGGGCAAAAAUAAAAAACAAAUCAUCAUGUCA